Messenger RNA from Hyalella azteca, 1847 nucleotides. RefSeq lists its product as uncharacterized. NCBI's taxonomy places the organism in Eukaryota, Metazoa, Arthropoda, Malacostraca, Amphipoda, Hyalellidae. The transcript has 2 exons. Bases 360 to 1043 code for a protein of 227 amino acids. The record is from RefSeq and is a predicted model, not a curated record.
UCGGUACAAUGCAAGCAGAUUGCCUAAAGAUGACGUGAAAGGUUUCAGUUCCUGACCAUGGCAUAUAAUCUGAUAAAAAGAAAAUAAAUAUUCUGUUAAGUUUAUUUUAACGUUCUACACCUCUCACUUUGAUGUCCCACAUUGCAUUUAUUAAAAUUUGAACCGCAGUAUUCAGGAUGACAUGUAGGCAUUCAUUAAACAUAACAUAAAUGUUUUUUGUUGUGAAAUAAGUUUCUUCCAUAUACAUUUCAUAAUACGUUAAAACUUCUAACACGUAGAAGAUUCUCCCGGCCGCAGUACCAGAGCUUUCAGCAUUGAUGAGGAGGCUUCUUAGACGGAUCUGAAACCCGCUGUUGGAAAUGGCGGCCGAGAUGCAGGCAAGUGAUGUCCAGCUGAAGCUUGAGAAUGGCACUUACUCUCUGAUGAAAACACCGCUUGUUCUUGCGGUUGACCACUCCAACCAAGUUCAUUUGCACAAGGAUGGACCGAAUCAAGAUGUUAUAAAAUGUCUCCAAGGGCUGGAUGAUUGGUCAAGGGACAAAGUUCCCACCCAGAAACUGAAAGCAUCCAGUUUCGGGGACUAUGAGUUUUCGCUGGGAAUUAUCCACUCAAGACAUUUUGAGUCGCGCGAGAAGCUGGACUCCCUGUACUCUCAGGAGUGGCAAUAUUCCGAACCUUUUGAUCCGAACAAGAAAGUGGAGACGGUGGAAAAAAUUACAUUUCAGAAGGCCUUGGAACUUCUGACUGUGACGAUCUCCUGCAACAUGGACUAUUAUUUGGCAAAUUACGAAGAAAUGGAAAAAGAUUUAGGACGAAAAUUGGUCAAUUUUGAUCGAGAUGACGAGAAAUUAGUGAAAGGUUUGGAACAGGAGCUGUUCUACAACCAAGUUGUUAAGAUUAUCGGAGGAAGCGUGGAUGAUGACAGGGCAACCUCUUCAGUGAUGCUCAAAAACUUCAGGAAUUUGUUUUACGACGGGAAUGACACGUUCGCUACAGCAGAACAUGGAGAACAUUACCUCAUCUUCCACCAUCUUACUUCAUAGUGAGGUUGACGUUCAUAAACUUGUAUGCGGCCGAAUUGCCAAACAGGCCUUUUUUUCAGCAAAUUUGACGAUUAGGGCCUUUUUUUCAACAGCGUUCGCCGGCAAAAAUCUGCGUUGGCCUUAAAUUUGUAAACGUAAAUGUAUAAAAACCCAGAAAAAAUUUAUUAGAGCAUUUAAAAUUACAAAAUUACUGAUAUGUUUUAGCCAUUUUAGGAGCAAAUUUGGCCGUUUUCUCUUGCCACUGUAUGGCUACCCUGGUACGUGAAUCACUGUAAUGCGGAACUAGAUCCCGAAAAAGUUUUUUACUGUCGCCAGUUGUUAGCUUGUUGAAUUGAUUUCUUAUUUCUUUAAUGAACUUACUACAUAUAUUUAUCCUAUCAUGUUUACAGAUAUUAAGCGAAAAGCUUCUUUCGUUUUUGAAUCCCUCGUAUGAUAUUCUUUAGCUCGGAAAACUUGCAAUGGAUUCGUGGACGAUUAAAAUUUGGCAAAAAUCAGUGUCAAUAAUCCCUAAUUCCUUCCAUUUUGACGAAAAAUCGGAGCAAUAUAUAUCAGAAAUGUGAAAUUUCAAUUGCGCCCAAACUGUCCUUGUCUCCAAGGGGAAAUAGUUCUUGGCAAUAAUUUGCAUCACUCUGAUGCCAUCUCUUUCUCUGAUAAGCAUAACUUACCCAAUUUUCCUUUAGAUUUUAGAAUUAUUCGGUUAUACGUUAACCUAAACUUAGAAACGGCACUUCUUUAACGAAAUUUCAAAACUCGCUUAUUUGCUGCUUAGUUAUUCAUUGCUUAACAACAAUUAUCAGUAAUACA